UAACAAAUUCACUCAUCCUCCUACAGCAAAGCUCGAGCACAGCAAGAGCACUAAAGCUAACUAGAGCUUCCAGCAAUGGCGACCUCCGCGGUGCUCUUCCUCCUCCUCGCUGUUUUUGCCGCCGGUGCCAGCGCGGCCAUCUUCAACAUCAAGAACAACUGCGGCUCCACAAUUUGGCCGGCGGGCAUCCCGGUGGGUGGGGGCUUCGCGCUGGGCGCAGGCCAGACGUCCAGCAUCAACGUGCCCGCGGGCACCAAAGCCGGGAGGAUAUGGGCUCGCACCGGGUGCUCCUUCAAUGGCGGCAGCGGGAGCUGCCGGACCGGCGACUGCGGCGGCCAGCUGUCCUGCUCCCUCUCCGGGCGGCCACCAGCAACGCUGGCCGAGUACACCAUCGGCGGCGGCAGCACCCAGGACUUCUACGACAUCUCGGUGAUCGACGGCUUCAACCUUGCCAUGGACUUCUCGUGCAGCACCGGCGACGCGCUCCAGUGCAGGGAUCCCAGCUGCCCGCCGCCGCAAGCCUACCAACACCCCAACGACCAAGCCACACACGCCUGCAGUGGCAAUAAUAACUACCAGAUCACCUUCUGCCCAUGAAGGCUGUUCACGUCGCACCACGAAUCAAUAAAAGGCGUACGUAGAUAUACGGCCCUAUAAAUAAAAGGCGUGCUGCUUAAUACAUCACAUUAUCAUAUUACAACCACUGUACUACUACAUGUUAGCCCACUACUAUGAACGUUUCAUUGAUAUUUGAGUACACAGUACAAGGCAAUAAAAAUUUACCUAUCUACCCUA
Messenger RNA from Triticum dicoccoides, 795 nucleotides. Its product is annotated as thaumatin-like protein PWIR2. The record is from RefSeq and is a predicted model, not a curated record. The transcript has a single exon. Lineage: Eukaryota; Viridiplantae; Streptophyta; Magnoliopsida; Poales; Poaceae. The coding region runs from base 76 to 597 and encodes 173 amino acids.